GCGUUUCAUUAUCAACCACAGCCACGCAAUUGGGCCCUCCUUGAAAAUCAUGGCAUUUGCAUUGGAUCCUCGGUAACGGAAGACAAUUUAAAAACAACUCCAUUACCUAAAUCGGGGUAGCAUGGGCUUGAGUGGGGAAUGAACGCAUGCCGUCUUCAUUUCAAGGAGUAAAGGAAGGAGAAGGAGAGAUUCUUCAAAGUGAUGAUGCUUGUGACGUCACUUGCCCGCAAAUGGUCAAUACCUUACCCGAGAAGAACAGUAUUAAGCUCGUGAACUGAUCUUUUCCCCUGCAGCUGUUCCUUUCCUUUCUUUUCCUCUUUCAUCUCUGUAUCGAAUCCUUCGUGUCUCUCGAUUUCUCGACAUUAAAGCUUCACUCUCCCAUACGAAUCAUCACAUAACCUUUAUACCAACAAGAUGAUGUCAGCUCGAUCCGUGAUGGCCCUGCGCACUGCGCACACCAGCAAGAUCAUCUUCGGACGAGGUUUCUUUACUACAUCAACACGUCUCGGUCUCAAGGAGUCAUCCACCCAAACCGACGUCGACUACGACAAGCACAAGCAAGACUCCCUCAGGAAGCAGAAGGAGGGCAGCGGCCACUGGAAGCCUGAGCUCGCCUCAGACAGCGAGGAGGCCGUCAAGGCAGACCGAUCGGACAUUGAUCCUGCCAAGGAUAUUAAGAACCUCCAAGAGCGAACCAAGAAGGCUGCUGAGGAGACUCACAAGGCCGGUACCAGCACACGGGAUAACAUGUAAAGAACUGUUAUGAAUUGGCGAUUUGAUCAGUUGGUUUGGGAGUUAUGGUAUUGCCAGAUAGACUGGAAUGUCUCUGCAAAAUAGUUAUUAAUGAAAACUAUCCAUAAUGAUGCCUUUGAGUUCUGUCUUGUUUAUGUGUAUUCAUCCC
Messenger RNA from Fusarium odoratissimum NRRL 54006, 901 nucleotides. RefSeq lists its product as uncharacterized. Bases 415 to 753 code for a protein of 112 amino acids. The record is from RefSeq and is a predicted model, not a curated record. The transcript has 2 exons. NCBI's taxonomy places the organism in Eukaryota, Fungi, Ascomycota, Sordariomycetes, Hypocreales, Nectriaceae.